GCUGUUUCGCUCACUCACUGUUACAUGCAUAUAGAGCAUAUAAACCGUGCAUUGGAAAAGAAACAGAGAGGCUGUGCUAAAGGCGCAUCUACAGGACGACCAAAUCUCCAAUGUGUAGCAGAUCGAGGACUCGGCUGCUCUUCUGGACCUACGCCUACUCCAAAAGAGUUAACGUGACCAAGUGAAUCUUUCUCUCCUGUUCAUCCGACUAAUUGUGUUCCUAAAACGUUCAUUUUGCGUUCAUGUGCAAAAUGAGCGGGACCCUGGAUUUCGAUGCAAAAUUUGUUGAAAUUAACCCAACAAACACGUUUUUAAGUGCCGAGCAACUUGUUACGCACCGCCACUUGGAGAUCGAAGCCACAUGCGGUGGCCUGAAGCGCACACAGAAUGAGGGAAGUGCAGCUGAACUUGAGGAAAUUACCACGGCUCUUUCUAAUCUGCGGGCUCAAUUGUCAGUGCCACGCAUAGAACGACUCGGAGGGAGAGCUCUGGCCUCUUGGGAUGAGGAACAACAAGCAGCGGAAAUACUGCGUAAGGAUGGAAAAUUCGGGAGCUUCGGAUACAGCGUGCAGAGUAAACUCUAUUUGGAAUACUACGAGGCCUUGUUUCUUCUGGAGUUGGGUCGCCUGCAGCUGGAGUACCAUGAUGUGACUGUUUCCGUGGAACAGGCCUACGUCUUAUUGCUUGGAGAACUGGAGAGUGAAAAGUACCACAAUUACUUGGUUUAUUCAGCAUUGUCUCGUGCUGGUUAUAUAGUGGUUAGGCAUAAACGCCAUCAGCCAACAGCAGAAACAGUGACCAGAGCAGAUUGCAUCUGGGCUCUGCUGAAGGAGAAGGUUGGGCAUAUUCCAACAGCUGCACAUAUCAAAGCUUCACCGCUCUAUGCAACUGUAGAGAAGAGUAUGGAAGACGUCAAACAGUUUAUCAUGUGGCCAAAUACCGAGCAGAAUGAGAAUAGCGGAGAGCGGAUCGAUUUUAAAUUUGACACACGAAAGCGAAAAGCAAAUGCAGCGUCUAGGGACUAUCCUAGCAGCAAGAAAGCAUGUAUAUCAACAAGAACGAGCCUUGUAGACCUUCCAAAGACAGAAGCAACAUAUGCGAGAUUCGAAAAUGUAUUUAAAAAAUUCGACAUUGUGCAGCUUAAAAGCAACGAUUACCCAACCGAUGAUCAAACAACUCCACCUUCCUUCAGUAUAUCGUUUGACUUGCAUCUUCAUAAUGGAGGCUUCAAAAAGCGUACUCCCAAAACGCCCACCUUCAACGUGAUGAUUCUCCCGCCCGAUGCGCCGUUUCCGACACACAGUGAGAUUGCCCAGUGCCAGCGUCAACAGCUCCAUACAGCGCCCCUGCUCGUCGUGUCGGUUAGCGAAUCGAAACAGAUACAGGCGUUCUUGUACUUUAUUAGUUGAUGAUGUCGGACUCUGCGGAUGUGCUACCUCAAUAAAUUACGGGAGAAGUUCCGACAAAACAUGCCCAGUCAAACAUUGUCAAAACAUUCGAAAAAAAUUCAUUUAUUUGAAUGUA
Molecule: messenger RNA, 1524 nt
Organism: Drosophila persimilis
Lineage: Eukaryota; Metazoa; Arthropoda; Insecta; Diptera; Drosophilidae
Gene: Tsen54
Exons: 5
Coding region: 243-1409 (388 amino acids)
Biological process (GO): tRNA-type intron splice site recognition and cleavage
Cellular component (GO): tRNA-intron endonuclease complex
Source: RefSeq, a predicted model, not a curated record